AUGGCUUCGAUUCUUCUGCCGAGCCGCUUCCGCGGUGAAGCUCCCGUCACCGAGAAAACCACCCCAUCUUGGGUUUCCAAGCGACUCACACCCAUCGCCCAGUUCAUCUCUCGCAUUGCUUGCUCCCACCCCAUCCACACCGUCGUCCUCGUCGCCGUCCUUGCGAGCACUUCAUACGUCGGUCUCCUCCAGGAGAGCUUCUUCAACACUGGCGAUGCUGCGUCAGUUGGCAAGGCCGAUUGGUCUUCCCUCGUCGAAGGCAGCCGAGUCCUACGCGCAGGUCCUGAGACUUCUUGGAACUGGAAGGUCAUCGAGCAGGACUCUGUCGCUGAAGCAGGUACCGCUGCCGACCACCUUGCUCUCUUGACUCUUGUCUUCCCUGAUACUCUCUCGGCUGAGUCAUCCAGCACUGCACCUCGUUCUCAGCAUGUGCCUAUUCCCAAGAACUUGUCCAUUACACCUCUUCCUUCAACCGACAACCCUUUCACCGCCUACUCUCAGGACUCCAUCCUCGCCUACUCUCUUCCCUACGCUGAGGGUCCCGAAUUUCUCGCUGCUACCCAGGAGAUCCCUAACGAGGAUGCCGUCGAGACUGAGACCGAGCACGGUCGCGAGAAGAAGACAUGGAUUAUGAAGGCUGCCAAGGUCAACACCCAGAACAGUGUGGUCCAGUGGUUCAACAACGCCUGGACUGAGUUCGUUGACCUCCUCAAGAACGCCGAGACCCUCGACAUUAUUAUCAUGCUCUUGGGCUACAUUGCCAUGCACCUGACCUUCGUGUCCCUCUUCCUCUCCAUGCGAAAGAUGGGUUCCAAGUUCUGGCUCGGCAUUUGCACUCUAUUCUCCUCUGUGUUCGCCUUCCUCUUUGGCCUUGUGGUCACUACCAAGCUCGGUGUCCCCAUCAGUGUUGUCCUUCUCUCCGAGGGUCUUCCUUUCCUUGUUGUCACCAUCGGCUUCGAGAAGAACAUUGUCUUGACCCGCGCUGUCAUGUCCCACGCUAUCGAGCACCGACGAUCUCAGCUCCAGAACUCCAAGUCUGGCAAGCAAUCCGACCGCUCUACACAGAACGUGAUCCAGUAUGCCGUUCAGGCCGCCAUUAAGGAGAAGGGUUUCGAGAUCAUGCGCGACUAUGCCAUUGAGAUUGUCAUCCUCGUUAUUGGUGCUGCUUCUGGUGUUCAGGGUGGUCUUCAGCAGUUUUGCUUCCUCGCUGCCUGGACUCUUCUGUUCGACUUCAUUCUCCUUUUCACCUUCUACACUGCCAUCCUCAGCAUCAAGCUUGAGAUCAACCGUAUCAAGCGUCACAUCGAUAUGCGAAUGGCUCUCGAGGAUGAUGGUGUCAGCCGCCGGGUUGCCGAGAACGUUGCCAAGGGUGAAGAUGAUUUAACGCGUGCCAAGGGAGACUCUUCCCUAUUCAGUCGCAAGAGCAGCAGCAUCCCCACUUUCAAGGUUCUGAUGAUCCUCGGUUUCAUCUUCGUCAACAUUGUCAACAUCUGCUCGAUUCCGUUCCGCAACCCCACCUCUCUGUCCACUAUCCGCACCUGGGCCAGCAGCCUGGGUGGCGUCGUUGCUCCUCUGUCUGUUGACCCCUUCAAGGUUGCUUCCAACGGUCUGGAUGCCAUCCUGGCCACCGCCAGAGCCAACAACCGACCUACUCUGGUUACCGUGCUUACUCCCAUCAAGUAUGAGCUUGAGUAUCCCUCUGUUCACUACGCCCUGGGUUCUGCCCUUAACGCAAACAACCCUGCUUACGUCGAUGCUUUCCACCACCACUUCCAGGGUUACGGCGUCGGAGGUCGCAUGGUUGGCGGUAUCCUCAAGUCUCUUGAAGAUCCUGUCCUCUCUAAGUGGAUUGUCAUCGCCCUUGCUCUGAGCGUUGCCCUCAACGGUUAUCUUUUCAACGUCGCCCGCUGGGGUAUCAAGGACCCUAACGUUCCCGAGCACAACAUCGACCGAAACGAGCUUGCCCGUGCGCAGCAGUUCAACGACACCGGCUCCGCUACCCUUCCUCUCGGCGAAUACGUUCCUCCUACUCCUCAGCGAACUGAGCCUAGCACCCCUGCUAUUACCGACGAUGAGGCCGAUGGUCUUCACAUGACCAAGGCUCGCCCUGCUAACCUACCGAAGCGAAGCAACGAGGAACUUGAGAAGCUUUUGGCCGAGAAGCGCGUCCGUGAGAUGAGCGACGAGGAGGUUGUCUCUUUGUCUAUGCGCGGCAAGAUUCCCGGUUAUGCUCUUGAAAAGACUCUUGGUGACUUCACUCGUGCCGUCAAGAUUCGACGUACCAUCAUCGCCCGCAACAAAGCCACCACCGACCUGACACACUCGCUCGACCGAUCCAAGCUACCUUUCGAGAACUAUAACUGGGAGCGUGUCUUUGGCGCGUGCUGUGAGAACGUUAUUGGAUACAUGCCCCUCCCUGUUGGUGUUGCUGGACCUCUUGUCAUUGAUGGACAGAGCUACUUCAUCCCCAUGGCUACUACUGAAGGUGUUCUGGUCGCCAGUGCCAGCCGAGGUUGCAAGGCUAUCAACUCGGGCGGCGGUGCCAUCACUGUCCUGACUGCUGAUGGUAUGACUCGUGGUCCUUGUGUUUCUUUUGAGACUCUUGAGCGUGCUGGUGCUGCCAAGAUCUGGCUUGACUCUGAGGCUGGUCAGGAUGUGAUGAAGAAGGCUUUCAACUCCACCAGUCGCUUUGCCCGACUCCAGUCUAUGAAGACUGCUCUCGCCGGUACCAACCUGUACAUUCGAUUCAAGACUACCACUGGUGAUGCUAUGGGUAUGAACAUGAUUUCCAAGGGUGUUGAACACGCUCUCAGCGUCAUGUCCAAUGAGGCAGGCUUUGACGACAUGCAAAUUGUCUCUGUCUCCGGUAACUACUGCACAGACAAGAAGGCCGCUGCUCUGAACUGGAUCGACGGACGUGGUAAGGGUGUUGUCGCUGAGGCUAUCAUCCCUGGCGAUGUUGUCCGCAGUGUUCUCAAGAGCGACGUCGACUCUCUGGUGGAGCUCAACAUUUCCAAGAACUUGAUCGGUUCCGCUAUGGCUGGUUCAGUCGGUGGAUUCAACGCUCACGCUGCCAACAUGGUUGCUGCCAUCUUCUUGGCCACUGGUCAGGACCCUGCUCAGGUCGUUGAGAGCGCCAACUGUAUCACCAUUAUGAAGAACCUCCGAGGAUCUCUCCAGAUUUCCGUUUCUAUGCCCUCGCUUGAGGUCGGAACUCUUGGUGGUGGUACUAUCCUCGAGCCCCAGAGCGCCAUGCUUGACCUUCUUGGCGUCCGGGGAUCUCACCCUACCAACCCCGGAGACAACUCCCGCCGCCUGGCCCGUAUUAUUGGUGCCGCCGUCCUGGCUGGUGAGCUUUCUCUGUGCAGUGCUUUGGCUGCUGGUCACCUUGUCCGGGCUCACAUGCAGCACAACCGAAGUGCCGCUCCCUCUCGAACCACCACUCCCGCUCCUCCCAUGACGCCUGUCUCCCUGGCCAUGACUAGUGCCCAGGAGCGCUCAGCGUCAACAACAUCGAUGAGCGCUGCUGCCCUUCAGAGGUCUAAGCGAUAA
Molecule: messenger RNA, 3552 nt
Organism: Fusarium sp. VM40
Lineage: Eukaryota; Fungi; Ascomycota; Sordariomycetes; Hypocreales; Nectriaceae
Source: the annotation of a GenBank genome assembly